Messenger RNA from Ochotona princeps (American pika), 1522 nucleotides. RefSeq names its product junctional adhesion molecule 2 (gene JAM2). The transcript has 10 exons. Bases 520 to 1413 code for a protein of 297 amino acids. Gene Ontology annotation, biological process: leukocyte tethering or rolling. Gene Ontology annotation, cellular component: protein complex involved in cell adhesion; cell surface; tight junction. Lineage: Eukaryota; Metazoa; Chordata; Mammalia; Lagomorpha; Ochotonidae. The record is from RefSeq and is a predicted model, not a curated record.
CACCAUCUACAGCCCAGAGCUGAAGACCUCAAAACAAGUUUUCUGGAGAGGAGGGGAAGAAGGGAGUCGGGUCGAGGCUGGAAGAACCCCCGCCCCCCUAGCACGCCCACGCCCUCGCCCCGGGCUCCGGGCCCUGAGGACAGCUGGCCGCUCGAGCCGGACCCGACACAAAGCCGAUCAAUGCCCGCUGCGCGGCGCGGGGCGGGGGCCACCCGCCAGGGCUCUCCCGGCGCAGCUCGCCUCUGGCUGCCCCCUCACUAGGACCCCGCGGACACCGCAUCCCUCGUCCACGCCCUCCCCCUCUUACCCCCCCCUCCAAAAAGAGAACCUCCCAGACCCCCCACUGCAAAGCUGCCAGACCUGCCCCCGGGCAGCCCGCAGGAAAGGCGCCUUCCAGGGGAAAAGGACUGCCGGCCGCUGCAGCCCCGCCCCUCUCGCCCGCCCCGGCCUGGCCUUGCGCUCCGCCGACGCCCGGACCCCAGACCCAGGCGCCGAGCAGCCGGCUGCGGCCCCGCGAAGAUGGCGAGGCGGAGCCGCCACCGCCUCCUUUUGCUGCUGCUGCGCUACCUGCUGGUCGCCUUGGGCUAUCAUAAGGCCUAUGGAUUUUCUGCUCCCAAAGACCAACAAGUAGUCACAGCAGUUGAGUACCAAGAGGUUAUUUUAGCCUGCAAAAACCCAAAGAAGACCACUUCUUCCAGAUUAGAGUGGAAGAAACUGGGGCGGAGCGUGUCCUUUGUGUAUUAUCAACAGGCUCUGCAAGGUGAUUUCAAAGAUCGGGCUGAGAUGAUAGAUUUCAGCAUACGCAUCAAGAACGUGACAAGAAAUGAUGCUGGGAAGUACCGCUGUGAAGUUAGCGCCCCCUCGGAGCAAGGCCAAAACCUGGAAGAGGACACAGUCACGCUGGAAGUACUAGUGGCUCCAGCAGUUCCGUCAUGUGAGGUCCCCGCUUCUGCGCUGAGUGGGACUGUGGUAGAGCUACGAUGUCAAGACAAAGAAGGGAGGCCAGCUCCUGAGUAUACGUGGUUUAAGGAUGGCAUCCGUUUGUUAGGGAAUCCCAGGCUUGACUCACAAAGCACGAACAGCUCCUACACAGUGAAUGUGAAAUCUGGAACUCUGCAAUUUAAUACAAUUUCCAAACUGGACAGUGGAGAAUAUUCCUGUGAAGCCCGUAACUCAGUUGGAUAUCGCAGGUGUCCUGGAAAGCGAUUGCAAGUAGAUGACCUCAACAUCAGCGGCAUCAUAGCGGCUGUGGUGGUUGUGGUAUUGGUGAUCUCCGUGUGUAGCCUUGGUGUGUGCUAUGCUCAGAGGAAAGGCUACUUUUCAAGAGAAGCUUCUUUCCAGAAGAGUAGUUCAUCUAAAGCCACUACAAUGAGUGAAAAUGAUUUCAAGCACACAAAAUCUUUUGUAAUUUAAAGGAAUUCCAGUGUUGACUUCAUUAAAACCACAGUUGUUGCACAAGUUAUUAAACUAUUAUAAAACUGUUUGGGCUUACAUUUGCAAAAGGGUACUCGAGGAAAUGGUA